Molecule: messenger RNA, 1174 nt
Organism: Entelurus aequoreus (snake pipefish)
Lineage: Eukaryota; Metazoa; Chordata; Actinopteri; Syngnathiformes; Syngnathidae
Gene: dio3a
Product: iodothyronine deiodinase 3a
Exons: 1
Molecular function (GO): thyroxine 5'-deiodinase activity
Source: RefSeq, a predicted model, not a curated record
GGCACGUAAUGAAGGCCAUCAAGAACGCGCUGGUGUGUCUGGUGCUGCUGCCCCGCUUCCUGCUGGCGGCGGUCAUGUUCUGGCUCCUCGACUUCCUCUGCAUCAGGAAGAGGUUCUUCCUCCGUAUGAAGACGCGGGAGGAGGAGAGCGACGCGGCGGAUCCUCCUCUGUGCGUAUCGGACUCCAACCGCUUCUUCACCCUGGAGUCCCUCAAGGCGGUGUGGCACGGCCACAAGCUGGACCUCCUCAAGGCGGCGCGCCUGGGCCGCGGUGCGCCCAACACGGAGGUGGUCCGAGUGGAGGACGAGCGACGCGGGCGCAUCCUGGACUACGCCCGGGAGAGGCGACCGCUCAUCCUCAACUUCGGCAGCUGCACUUGACCGCCCUUCAUGGCGCGCCUGAAGGCGUUCCAGGGGCUGGUGCGGGAGAACGCGGACAUCGCCGACUCGGUGCUGGUCUACAUCGAGGAGGCGCACCCGUCCGACGGAUGGGUGAGCACGGACGCGCCGUACCAGAUCCCCAAGCACCGCUGCCUGGAGGACCGGCUCGGCGCGGCGCGGCUCAUGCGCCUGGAGGCGCCCGGGUGUCUGGUGGUGGUCGACGGCAUGGAGAACCCCUGCAACGCCGCCUACGGGGCUUACUUCGCCAGACUUUACAUCCUGCAGGAGGGCGAGGUAGUUUACCAGGGCGGCAGGGGACUCGAGGGGUACCGGAUCUCGGAGCUCAGAGACUGGCUGGACCGGUACCGGGAGAGACAAGCCGGUGGUCUAGUUAUUCACGUGUAGGGCUGCUAUUAUAGAAGACAAACACAAAAUGCUGCAUAUUUUCUUAUAACUCCACUUUAGAUCCUUCUUGUAUUUUCAUAUGAUGUCCAAGCAACCUUUUUUUUUUGUUUUUUUGUUUUUUGGAUUAUACCUUGCAAAGAAAAAGAAAAAAGGUUAGUUUGUGUUGAUUGUUUUUAUCAUGAUGUUGAACAAGUGGACAUCACGUGUCGCUCCUCGGUAUUGUUGUGAAGUUCGGUUCUGAAACGGUCCACGUCCGGAGAACCGGUACUGAUGUGAUGAGAUGCCGAGGAGCACCUAGUGCGCUGCUCGCUUGUUCUUAUCACUGCACUCCACUCUUUGUGUACAUAUAAUGUGUAAAUGUUUUUUUUUUCAUACAAUAAACUGUCAUC